AUGGGAGAGAAGCUCGCUCAUCAUUGUGACGCGCAAGACUGCUUCAAAUUCCAGGGAAAAACACUUUACAUUACCAUCGUCAUGAUGUAUUCCCCAGCACCUGGUGCACGAGCUGUCGUGGAUCAAAGCGAUUCGUCAGCAUCAGAACACUCAUCUCCCAUACCCAACGCGACCGUACCCGCAUCUCGGCAAAUCUCGCAACGCAGUCCGUCUAAUUCAAAUAGCAAUCUUUCUGGGCAUCGGCAAAGCUUUGCUGAGAAUAUGCGCGCGAUGCCAUCUUCUCCGCGUCAUCGACCACCUUCACUAACGCAAGCUGCCGUUCAAGAGCUGAUGAACAACCCGCCGACGAAAAAGCAUAGCAAUUCCAAAUUCACUGGCCGUGAUUGGAGAGACAUCACGGUCGGCGAACUCGUCUCCCCAGAGGAUGUCUGCUGGGCUGAACUAGACGACAGCGUGGAGGCUGCAACAAAGAUGCUGUUGAAGAGCCCAACCAGCGUCGUCCUCGUCCGCGACUCGCAGACCUCGAAUACCCUCAUCUCUACUUUCGAUUUCAGCGAUUUGAAUACGUACCUUCUCCUUGUCGUUGGAUUGGCAAAGCCUGAGGAUCAUCAGAUUGCUCUCUUCAACGACAUUAUAUCCAAGGCUCAGCAAAACCAAAGAAUACCUCUCCGGACGUUACAGCCAAUAUUUUGCAGAGAAGCGACAGUCCAGCUAGACACCAACAGUAGUCUGUCCCAGGCCAUCGAGAUUCUGGGCAGCGGGAUACACAGAAUUGUCAUAUCCGACCUAUCCAAUAAUGUCGUUGGUGUCGUGAGCCAGCUGCGUGUGGCCGACUUCUUCUGGAAUGAAGGUGUAAAUUUUCCCACGAUUGAGCGCCUCUAUCCUACUAUGCUACGUGAUCUCAGCAUAGGGACACAGAAUACUAUUUCAGUCAACUCUGACUCGCCGCUCUCAAAAGCUCUCACGACAAUGCAUGAAGAGGGGCUAACGAGCGUUGCUGUGGUUGACAAUGGCCACAAUGUGGUUGGCAACAUCUCAACCAAGGAUGUUCGCCAUCUCACAAGCACUUCAAGCGCUCCUCUUCUAAACUCUUCCUGCAUGCACUUCAUUUCGAUCAUCCUGAAUGAGCGUGGUGUGGAAAAGGGCCAGGAUGCGUUUCCGGUCUUCUAUGUUAACCCAUAUUCCAGCCUAGCCCACACUGUUGCCAAACUAGUGGCAACAAGAUCGCAUCGUAUGUGGGUUGUUGAAUCGGCCUCGCCUUCUCCCUCUACUCCAGCAACGCCAUUGCUAUCUGCGCAAGCCUCCUCAGCCGCGGCACCGCCAUCUCCGGUGCCCGCAGCUUCUGUACCGGCUUCUGCGCUUGCCGGUGCCCGACUUUCUGGGAAGCUUACUGGUGUCGUUUCAUUGACUGAUGUGCUCAAUAUUUUUGCCAAGACUACGGGUUUGAAGCCGGGUGACCCCACUGAGCUCCGCGCAAGACGUCGUAGGAGCUCUAGCAGCUCGAUUCGGCCCAGCCUAGAUCUGACCAGAGCUGGUACAGAUGCCCGUUGGUAG
Cordyceps fumosorosea ARSEF 2679 is the source of this 1554-nucleotide messenger RNA. Its product is annotated as Sds23. The transcript is spliced from 3 exons. Gene Ontology annotation, molecular function: protein serine/threonine phosphatase inhibitor activity. Gene Ontology annotation, biological process: cellular response to glucose starvation; regulation of mitotic metaphase/anaphase transition. Bases 1 to 1554 code for a protein of 517 amino acids. The record is from RefSeq and is a predicted model, not a curated record. NCBI's taxonomy places the organism in Eukaryota, Fungi, Ascomycota, Sordariomycetes, Hypocreales, Cordycipitaceae.